UCCGGCCCGAGAGCGAGCGAGCAAGCAAGAAAGCGCAGCCUCGGAGAAGGCGAGGGGCGCGCAAAAGCGGAAUGCCGGCCGCCUGAGCUACCCAAGGAGCCGCUACGGUCUUGCAAACUCUCCGCUCCCGGGAAGGCCGCCAUGGCCGCGGCCGCCUCGCUGGAAGACAGCCACCCGGCCUCCAAACAAGAACCUGUUGUAGAAACUGCAGAAGAAGCCACAGAGCCAGCAGAAGCUGAUAUUAAUGAACUUUGUACGGAAAUGUUCAAUAAAAUGGCCAUCUACUUAACAGGUGAACUGACUGCAACUAGUGAAGAUUACAAACUCCUGGAAAACAUGAACAAACUAACUAGUCUGAAGUAUCUGGAAAUGAAAGACAUUGCUAUAAACAUAAGUCGGAAUUUGAAAGACUUAAAUCAGAAAUAUGCUGCACUUCAGCCAUACCUGGAACAAAUCAAUCAAAUUGAAGAGCAAGUUGCAGCUUUGGAACAGGCUGCCUACAAACUGGAUGCAUAUUCCAAGAAACUUGAUUAAUUCAGGGAUCAAAAGACUGUCCUCUGUUUGAAAACUAGUUCUCACCUAUUCAUUUAUGGCCAAAAGCAUUGCAUAUUUCACUAAUCUAUGGUUUAUUAAUGGUUUAUUGAUCUAUGAUAUUUUUGGUUCAAUUCACACAAAUUGCUGAGACUUACAAUGGGAUUUGAUACAAAGCUGCAUGCCUAUCUUUUUUUUUGACUGGGAUGGCGACCAUGCGAUCUGGUCACUUGUGUCCACUACUGAUUUGAAGUAUUGGAAAACAAAGGAACAUGAAUUUGGGCAAACUCCAGAGGAUAGCAGAGUCAGACAUGAAUUAAGGAGUGAACAAGAAGAAAAAUAAUGCUUUAUAUUCUUAUUAAGUUUCCCCUGAAAUAAAUUUAAAGCAAAAAUCAAUAUACAACAAUAAAAACAUAGCUUUGUACCGAGUAUCUGGCAGCCCCAAGUUGCAUUUUCAUAACCAUUAUUACCCUCUUUACCCCAAAAUAAGACAUCCCCUGAUAAUAAGCCCAAUUGGGCUUUUGAGCGCUAGGCAAUAAGGCCAAGCAUUUAUUUCAGGGUUUAAAAAAAUAUAAGACAGGGUCUUAUUUUCGGGGAAACACGGUAAGAUAAUAAAUUGUGAUGCUGUUUUGAUCUCAUACCAAAUCCUUUUUUCACUAAAAGAAGGGUAUAAAUGAAGAGUUUAGGCAAAGGCCAAUUAAAGCAAAAUCUGGACAAUUGCUAACAUCCUAUUAUAUAGGUAAGAUUUUUAUCAUAAUUUGAUCCAAUCAGUAUACAAUUUGCUUUUCUCCUUUAUAUUAUUAUAUUUAUAUUACUUUCAUACAUGCAUUUUUUAGUAGUUCAAGUUCCCGAUUAAUCAGUUCAGGCUCUUAUAUAUAUGUAUGUUUGUACUGCCAUCUCUCCCAGUUUCUCUUCCUUUCUCAAUUAUUAGUUAUAAUGACAGGAUAUGGCUGUGGUUCCACUCUUAACCAAGGCCAUCCAGGUAGUUGCAGCAACAAGUUUAAACUAUUUUUUACACCUGCCUUCCAUGGACACUUCUGUUUUUAACAUAACACUGAAAAGUAACUAUCAAUGCUAAUGCAUAGGAGAAAUGACUUUUUCAUCAUAUUCCAAAACUCAGAAGUUAAGUUUCAGGAGUUUUAAACAGACAACAAAUAGCACAUUAAGCACAGGGCAGCUGAUCCUCUCACAGUCUCCCUCUGUCUCAAGAAAUUUAAUUUUACAGCAAAGAAUAGGAAAAUUUUAGAUAACAUUUUUGAUACAUUCCUUCAAAAGCAGUAUUGGUGGUCCUUGACUUAUGACCGUAAAUUACAGUCCUAAGUAAUGUUGGACAUCCAACAGGUCACAUGAUCAUGCCUUAUUUUACAACCUUUUGUGAUCUUUAAGCAAAUUCCAUGGUCAUUAAGCAAAUCCAUUGUCCGUAAUGGGUAGUUUUUGCCGGAAACCAAUGUUUCUGGCAAAAAAAAAGCCCUAAAUCACAAGCCAUUGUCACUGCAGGAUACUGAAAAUAGCCAUAAAUGCAGGCCAGCUGCCAAGCACCCAAAAUGUAAUCAUGUGAUGGGGUGGGUGGGCAUUAGAACUUUGAAUUUGGGUCACAAAUGGCCCUGGGAAAGUCUGUCAUAACUUUGAAUAGUUACUAAGUAAUCUAUCGUAAAUCAAGGAUUUCAUGUAUUCUAAGAAAUGAUGUAAAUUUUAAGAAUAAGUUUAUAAUUUGACGUAAGUUCCUUUGCAUGUAAACGGAGUGUAUACUUCUGAGUGUGUCUAAUCAUACUUGGCUGAAUAAAGUAUUGUAGUCUAUUCUGUUCUGUUGAUUAAAUGAAGAAAUUACAUUGAA
This is a messenger RNA of Ahaetulla prasina, 2365 nucleotides long. RefSeq names its product biogenesis of lysosomal organelles complex 1 subunit 2 (gene BLOC1S2). The coding region runs from base 142 to 534 and encodes 130 amino acids. NCBI's taxonomy places the organism in Eukaryota, Metazoa, Chordata, Lepidosauria, Squamata, Colubridae. Gene Ontology annotation, molecular function: gamma-tubulin binding. The transcript has 5 exons. Gene Ontology annotation, biological process: endosomal transport; lysosome localization. The record is from RefSeq and is a predicted model, not a curated record. Gene Ontology annotation, cellular component: BLOC-1 complex; gamma-tubulin complex; BORC complex.